UGAGAGAGUGUGUUGCAUCGUAUAGUGUGUGUGUAGAAUAGUAAAUUUAAUUUAAAAUUAAAAAGCCAUUCGUAAUGUGUGUAAUCCAUAAUCGUAAGAUACCCAUAUAUAUAGCCUGCGAUCGGUGAUAAUGAGUGCGACAAUGAGUAAUCGAUAAUCUCAACUGCGAAACCUGAGUAUCAGCAGCAAUAACAACAACACAUUAACAAAAACAGCAGGCACAGCUAAUCCUCCCCGCCCACAUACACACACACACGCUGGCAGAGAUGGAGGCACUGGAAGUGGAGGACACCAGCGACGACAGUCUGCCCAUGGGAUUCCCAGAAGUGGGCACCUGGAACAGCACUCACAAUGUCUCCUUGAACGACAUGAAUCUGGAUGCGCGUAUGAUAUGGCUUCUAGCUUCGCUGCUGACCACAAUCACCUGGGUGACGUACAUCACCUUCUACAAUUCUCGCGUGAUUGGCAUGUUGAUCACAAAGAUAGCCAACCGAUGGUUUAUCAAGGGCGCGUAUUUUAAGAUUGGUUCGGUAGCCUUAAAUCCACUGGCUGGAAAGAUUAUGUUUCGGGAUUUUGUGUAUAUUACCUAUGACUACACAGUGCGAGCGCAAGAUGGAUACUUCAUAUUCCGCUGGUGGCGCUCUUAUGUGCCUAAGGAUGUCUCAGAGGAUCUUUCCCAUUCGGACACGAGACUAUCGGUUCAGCUAAAUGGUUAUGAGCUGCACAUAUAUAACAGAUCUGACUUGUACGAUACGUUGGAGAAAGCCUUUGGGCUAGAACCAUCACUGCUCAUACCGACGGAUGUGGUGAGCAAUGAGGAGAGAAACAAGCUGAAGGAGCACCACAUGAAUUUGGAAAAUGCACGGCAAAGCCAAAGGAUUCAGAAUGUAAAAAAUUCGGAGGCAAUGCAGGCUACUACUUGGCGAGAUUUGAUCCCAGUAAUCAAGAUUGACGUCUGCUCCGGACGUUUUGUUUUUGGAAACCGAUUAACUCCUACCACUCUUUCCAUUUCCGUGGAGGAGGCCCAUUGCACAUAUAGUACCAAGCCAGCUGUCUGUAGAUUGGAUCACUUUAUGCAUUUUGUUAAGGCCAAAGUCGAGAAUGCCAAAGUGCUCUUUUGUCCGAGUCCCAAAUAUACUGGUUUGAUUGAUGAACCACCUCGAUAUAUGGGCGAAGGCUUUGUGGUGAUGAUGUCCAAUCAAAUGGAUUUGUAUUUCUACAUGGAUGAGCCAGGCGUCGUGCCGGAGCAACCCGUACAGAUUGUCCUCCCCAACGGCGAUGUGGUGGAGCCUUCACCUCCAGUCUGGGGCAUAAAUGCUAGGUGCCUUAAAGGAACCGAUUUCAGUUAUGGACCUUGGGCAGAUCGGCAAAGAGAUCACCUGUACAAGUAUUUCUAUCCUUCUGAUUGGAAGGAGGCGGAAGUGACACCCACUCCUCAGCCUGGGGAACUUCGUAGCUAUCAAUCCUUCGAUGUUACCUUGUGCGUGCUUAAUGAAGCCACCAUUGACAUUCUCUUUUCAAAAGAGAAGGAAACGAAUGCUAUGCACAUAACCGUGGGACCGGCUUCAUAUGUAGAGGUUACAAUUCCAUGGGUCACCCAACCUGAUGGUUAUACGUCCAAAAUCCAGGGACAGCUCUUUCACGUUGAGGCAACCACAUCGUUACAAUAUCGCAGCUUGGCCGAAUUUGAAUCCUUAGAGUACAAGGUGCGAAUACACUAUCCGACCAAAUGGAACGCACCACAAGAUUGGAGUAUCUCUCUUUCCGGCUGCAAAACUAGUGCUUUCAUUGUGUACAAACACAAGUGCUUCUUCCAAGACCUCAUCGAAGAUUGGGCGAAUAAAGCUAGGCCGGAUAUACUCAGUUUUGUUCCGUACACAUGCAACUUCAGCAUCCGACUGCACGAGUUUGAAAUCCUGAUGCUGUGCAACGAGUAUAAUUGGAUCGAUUGCAGUAGUGCCAACCAGGAGAACAACCAUUUGGCCUUCUGUGGAGAUGUCUUUGAGAUGAGUUUCGCCUUGCCAUUCGAUGAUUUUCUGCCGAAGACGGUUACUCUGAAAUUUUGGAUCCACGGCGAGGGCUUGGACUUAAGCUUGUACGUACCGGAAGUGUCCUCGGUGCGUCCUAUAGUUUUAGCCAUAGACGAGAAUGCACGACUGCUAACCAGGGAAGGCAAACUGAUUCGGCGCCCAGAGUUGUACACGAAGAAGUGGCGUAAGAUUUGCCAGCGUUCUGCCGGUUGGAUCGACUGUUGGGCAGUGCCAAUUUUGGCGCUGUCUAUUCAGUAUGUUUAUCAUCCGGUUCCGCCGUUAGGACCGGAUCCCCAGGCGGAUAUAACGACUCCGGAAAAAGAGGAGAUUCUACUUAGUCCUAUGCGAAUACCAAAAGUUAGAAAAUCACCUGUGAGUAGCUGGCAGCAGCCACCGGAGCAGUAUAGUAAGUUUGAUCCAGGAACAUUAGCUGCGGAUCAUGUUACUGUGGAACUGGAGAUUGGUAGUUCAGUGCUAAUGGCCUAUGGAAAUGUUCUGCGCAACUUUAUCAACCUUAAGGAGAAUAUUUUCGGUGAGGACCAGAAUUUCACGGACAUGGAACAGUCGAAUGUAAAUAUGAAGGAGCCGGGAGCUGCACAGCUAAAUCCCAAGGAUCAACUCUUGGCCAAAGAAAAAGAGCUGGCCAAUAAAUCAAUUUCGGAAAAUCAAGCGCCCGAAGAAAAGCGGAAACCAUUUGAUCCUCGGCUAUAUCGUCCCCUGGAGGUGAUGGUUUCUGUAAUUGUGCAUGAUAUUCAAGCUCAUGUUAUGAAAAAUUGCAAUGACGAUGAUCCGCCGUGUCCAGUUGUUUUAAUUGAGAGAUUUGGCUUCGAAAUGAAUAAGAAAUAUCAUGAAACCACAUUGCAGGUAUUAGUGAGUCCGUCGUAUUUGCUAGCCUCGGAUUGCUUGCAGCGUUCGCAGCGGGAGCAGCAUAUAAACCAGGGCCACCUGAUGCUGUCAGCAGUCCAAGUUAGAGGACAUGCCAUGUUCAGUAAUGAGGGCUGUGCUCUGGACGAAGAUACUUUAGAAUACUCCUGGCUUGUUGAAGUACAACUGGGUAAACUUACCGGUAAACUAACUCUGCCUCAGCUGGUGAACGUGGUCACAGGUUUGGAGACACUCAUCCUUCUGGCCAUUGACCCCGAGAACUGUUUAAAGUCACCCAAGACAGUAAGGAACUGCCACCACGGUGUGCCGAGCAAUUUGUGCCCACAAACUAAGGAGGAGAAGAAGUACAAGUGUCCGUCAUCCGAGGAUAUAAAGUACAAAAUGACUCGCGUUUCGGUAGAUGCAGUUGAUGUCUAUCUGAUAGAAAGUGGGACUGCCUUGCAUGCCUGGAUCUCGCCCAUUCGCCUAGCUAAUUGUAAUCUUCACGGCCAGCGCGUCAAGUCGGGGAUCUCUGGGCUGCUGCCUUCCAUAUUACUGCGCCUAUUCAUGCUGCAUACGACAAAUUCAUCAUUCAACACCAACACCACAGGCAGUAAUCGGUCAGGAAAACUAAGGCGAGCGGAUCAAGACUCCUUAAAGUCUCAGGAUGCUGGAGGAUCACAUUACGCGACGCAUGGAAGAUCUGGGAAGCGCAGCUCAAACUCCUUUUCACGGCGUGAUUCCCGAGAAGAGACUACACGGAAGCUGAGGGAUAGUUUCUCGGAACCACAAACCAAGCGUGCACCGGACACCUCAGAGCUUUCUGAGAAUUGGGUAGAGGUGGGCUGUACUUCAUUGGGACCCAUUUUGCUAGAAGGAGCUUCCGCCCUGCCCAUUCCAGAUCACGAAUUACAUCUUGUGCAGCAUAAUUUCCUGCGUGAGCAUGAUGCCAAAUUCAAGCGCCUUUGGUUCCUGUGGUCUCAUAAUGGCAGUGCCCUGUCCUCUGGCAGUGAGAUCUCCCGUUGUGGCUGUAUCGGUGGAUGUGUCUUUUUUGGAAGCAAUAGAAAUGGCCAGAAAUUCUUCAAACCAACGGCACAGGAUGUCCACGAUAACUACAAUAUUGCUCGAUACUUCAUAAUCAACAACAAUAAGGACUUUGGUUUCGGCGAAAGCAUCCUCCACCAGGGUCAACUUGUCUUCCACACCCCGCCCUACAGUUUACAUUGUGUUUCUCUCUACGACACAGCGGACUUUAAUGGCAAAGGUCGGCUUUACAGGCCGGCUGGUGAUCUGCGUAACGGAAGUCUGAAGAAGACGGAUCUCUGCUCUCUACCAGAUGGCACUAAGUUUAAGAUUGGGGCAAGCGGAACAGCCGGAGUCGAGAAGCCGGAACCCAGUUGUCGAAACAAAUCACGAGAGAGCAUCGGUUCACCGAAUACUCUUGAGAGAAGGAGCAAGCGGUAUCCUUGCACAAGGCAAACGUCCGUGGAGGUACCCUACGCCCGUUUGUUGGAUAGUCCCUCUAAGAAGCUACAGAUGCAACACGAGGCAUCGGCAGGCGACAUCGGAAGCAUACAUCGGCGCGGCUCGGACUCAAACAGGCUGCGCGUGUCGCCACCCAAGACGAGCAUAUCCGACUCAAGACUAACAGGGGAUGUUGUGGACGAUGAACAUGAGAUACCAGACGAGAUGUCACACUCGGCACCUCAUUCACAUCCCUUGGAGUUUGAGAUUGCAGAUAUUGCGCUUCACGUUCAAGGAUUAGGAGGAGAUCAGUUGCCUCGUGAGGUGCAGCGGACCAUAUCACUAACAUCAGAGAAUCCCUCAGAGAUGUUCUUCUCCGCCGAAGAAGACAUAUCUAAUGUGAUGUCGCAAAGAGGAUCCAUGAAGCAGCGGAAUAGUGGGAAUAGUGGAUCAGUGGUGCUGUCUGGAAAGAAGAGAUUCUCAUCGGAUUUAAGCAUUGGAGCCCAAAACGAUAACGGAAGCCACACAUUGCCUACGUAUCGCAGCGAUCUGGAGAUCCAUGCUCCCGAUGGCAACAAAACUCUUCCAAAACGCCCGCAGAGCACCACCGAACUGAACGAAGACGCGAGACGCAUUCACGGUCUUGCCACACCAAUAAGAAAAAUAACAAAUAUCUCAUCACGACCCGAGUACCGACAUUUUGUUCAUGAUGCUGAUUCCCGUGGCUCAUCGUCUGGUACACCUUCACUGUCUUCAAACUCUUUCAUAUCUGCCAUGUCCUCACAGGAGGAUGUGGCUUUGGUCAAUCUGCAUCAGCAAGUCAACCGACCCAUCAUCGACUCACCUUUACUGAUGGCCAGCUACCUAAAUCAUCUGUCGCAAGUGAAGUGCUUUAACUGGAAUGGAUGCUCCUUUCCCCUGGGUCCAGAUGUAUUUUCUACUCCUCUUUUUUCUGAAAAUGAAGAUGGUGGCUUAACCUAUAUUGGAAGCAAGAUGUUACCCCACUUUGAUCUAUAUUCUUGUUGGCGUGAGAUUAAGGUGGUUCCUCGAUAUGAGAAUGCCACUGGUAGCAACAGCUCGGCUACGUUUAUGGGUGGACCAAAGUCACAUCCGUGGGAUCCCAGUGUGUUACUGAAAGAAGAGGAAUCGGACAAGACCACCAAUGGUUUUGACGAUGGCGAAUUCAUGAGCCUGCAGGCGGAGGGAGGAGCGGCCUGUACUUCGGUGGUGGCUAGGCUAAAAGGGCAAUUGAAUGUCUUCUUGACGCCGCUAUUAUUGGAGGGAUUGCAAAGAAUGGUUGAGGCGGCCAUCCCAACAAUUCAAUCGAUGCACCUGCUCUCAGUAGUUAACUUCAUCCACACUUCCUGCAUCGCUAAGGUGAACAACGAUAACAUCCUGAAGCGGGACCAGAGCCUGAGCUACUGGUCGCAGGUGCAUUCCAACUCCAAGCGGUCCACAACCGAAAGACACCUCCAGGGUCCUGGCGAUUCCUUCCUUAGUGAUGUCUAUGAGGAGAGUAUUUCUACCAAGACUCAAGGAUUAAUUGUGCUGCCCAAGGUCAGCAUCACCAUGUUGCAGUCGUCUAUUGUUGAGGAGAUUAUCUCAGUGGCAGCGUUGGAUAAUGUACAAGAUCUGAGCUGCGUCUCAUUACUCACCUUCUACAUGGAGGGCAUCUCCACGAAGUUCCAUCUGGGUAAGACGACGCGUGCCUCCAUGCACAACGUAUACAUUCAGCAAACGGUCCAGUCGGGCAGUAGUAACAAAAAGGGUGGCAUUAUGAAGGGCACCCGUGCUCUCUUAGCACAUCUCUCAUCGCAAACGCGGCCCGACAAUGUCCAGGGAGAGCCCAUCCUUAUCGAGACAUCGGAAAAGCAAUUGGAGGAGCUUGUCAUAACACUUGAUAUUGGAAGGGCCCAUGCUCAACUGCGUCGUCUGAAGACCGAAGGCCAAUCUUGCGCCCAAGACUCACCUAUUAUCGUCACCGCCAUUCCAGAACACAAGAGCAAAGUGCUGUUUGAAUGCCUGAAAAUGCCGGAAAGCACGGGCAUUGAAAGCAUUGGCUAUAUUAUGUUCGAGUGUGGCUUAGAGGGCGUGGGUGUAAAGAUAGUGAAGCGUUCGCACUUUGAAAAGUCAGAAAACAGCAAGGAAGAGCUGGCCGAAAUGGCGGCCACUGGAGCAGUGGCUGGCACUUCCGCCGGAGGCUUUAAUAUUAAUGAAUUGGUGGGUCAAGGUGAUGGAGCAACAGCUUCCGGAGAUGGCGGGGCCACUUCGAAGGCUGAGGCUGCUUGGAGGUUAAUAACGAAAAAGCCUCCCACUCCCAAAACUCCGAAGGAGAAGUUUCUACCUGCCUCUGAAAACAAUGUGGGAGACAGCUCUUCUGCAGCUGAACAAAGAAAAUCCACACCCAAACCUCCUGAUGAAGAUGUGGAAAAGGGAACCAGUACAGCAAACGCUCAAUCAGGAGCUCAGAAACCUAAUGCAGGGACAGGGACCAAUUCUAAGGAUAACUAUGACAAUGUUUUGUCCAACGUCAAGGAAACGGAUAAGACUUCCUCUUGUGUAAUUGAACUGAAAGCGGUUUGGUUCAAUUUUGCAGCUCCACCUUGCGUGCCUAUUACCCGCAAGAUCGAUCUGACACGAUUGGAUUGGAACCUUUUGAGCACUGCGUCACCGGCAAUCACGGCAUGGAUGAAUCCCAGCAAUCGACUGGCUAUCAAGAUCGUAUCCUUAAUGAAGGCUCUACAUACGAGGCAGACAGCAGUGGCUGCUUGCCUUAUGGCAGAGGCCAUGGAUAACGAGAAAAUACAAAGAAACCCCAAGAUCAAGAAGAGUCGCUAUGGCAACAACUACACGCUGCUUUCGAAGACACUGCAGGAGGAUCCCAGUUGCCAGCUGUGUUACAUCAUGCAGAAAUUGGUUCUCGAUGAGGGUGUUCAUAGAAUUGAGCCGAUCUUUAAGCAACACGAUGUUCCGCAUCUGAACACUUUGCGACAGGGCAUCAUUGUGCUAAGUCGGCAGUGGAAAAAUACUCUUUAUAAUCCAAUUCUGUUUGAGCACCAGUACAAGAACAAGUUGGCCCGGCCGAUCAAUGUUACCUUUUCGUUUCCGCAGAACGAUGAGGAGGUCGAGAAUGAUGAGUGCGAAGGUGAUGUUGAAAUGGGCGCCUUUGCGGGCGUCGGCGAGAAUCCGGAAGAGAAAAAUAAUCAGUAUGGAGGUGUUUCAUAUGGGCAUGAAGCUGGUAACCAUGGAACCGCCUCCCAGCGAUCAACAUCGACUUCGCCAAAUAUACACCAUCCUCGUCGAGGCUUAAAUAAAGUGCAUAGCAAAGCCUCGAAUUAUUCACAUGGCAAUUCAUCUCGUUCUAGCAUUCAAAUGCUGCCCAUUAUUUCUGGGCUGGUAGAAAAACAGGUUCCGGAAUUCGAGUACGGUGCUUUGCAAGAGGGGUCCUUAAGCUCUACCAACUCUGUGAACAAAUUCUGGUUGGGGGCCGAUAACCACAAGGAGGACUUAUACUUCUGGAUGGCUAAGCAGCAAGAUAACAAGAAGAAACACUUUACCGAAAAGGAAAAUGCUCGGCCAGCUCCCCCGAAAAUGCAUGGUCAUACGGGUCAAUCUCGCAGUGGCGUAAUGCAGGAUUCCAUAAAGUUGCUGGAUGCACAUUUGAUAUUUGAACCGCUGCUUACCUGUUUAGGAGUGAUGCCACAGCAGAUGAUCAAUAAGUUUUCGAAUGCUGACAUAUCUUCCUUGGAAAACUUUGGAACCAAUCUUUCGCUGAUCGGCACUUUCGAUUCAAUUCGGGUGGACAUUGUGGUCAGCGAGGCGGGCGAUAAGAAAAACUCUGCCCAGAAACCAGCCAAACUGAAUAAGAAAUCAAAUGGCGGUAGGGCCUCCAUUAUGAUGGACACUCCUUUAUUCUUAUGUGAGAGAGUCGGUGUGGAGUUGGAGGUAUUAAAAAUGUCAGAUGGCAUGGUGGAUCAGGCACGUCAGAAUGUCAUAUAUAUGUCGCGUCGCCAACUGAAGAAGCACACCAGCACUGUGAUUAAUUUUAGUCUCAAUGUCCGAUUCAUCUCGCAGCAGGUGAAUAUGCCGCUGCUGAGGCUGCUACAUCAGAUUUGCAAUAUGUACCAAAAUGUAAAGGAUGCCCAAAACGAGUUCCACGACCAGCCCGAACUAAGCAAAAAGAGCCAGACCAAAGAUGAAUGUAGCUUGGCUUCUGAACCAACAGACCUCCUACCAUUUAACUCGGUAUCGGAACGCUUUGGUCAUGGGGAGAAUUAUUCAGAUGAACGCUAUGACAAGUUUAAUGAAACCAUGCCCACGACGUUAACGAGACCGCGUCCUGGAGGCUUGGCUCCCAUUAUUCAACUUACACCCUCUCCAAAUGCCAAAAAUAGGCCUCAGAGCUUCGCCCAGAAGCUUCGAUCAACCGGAAAAUCCGUAAAGGGCAAGUUGGGCUACACGAAUUUAAAUGAGUCCAGUUCAUCACCUCUGAGGGAUAGUCCAACAACGUCGCUCCAUGAACAGAAUAUCCUCAAGAUGUCCACGGAGUCGAAAGCUUCACUUAAUGGAGCUUGUGCCACCAGUGUUAGUGGAGAUUACCAGAACACGCUGACCAAGGCAGGAAUGCCAACGAUGGCUCCGAUGCUAGAGACACCUAACUGCUGGAAGACCAUAUACCACCUUUUGGAACUGUAUGGAACGAUGCCGGAGACCAAAACUGUGGUUCAAAGAAGUUCGUUAAACGAACACAAAAGCAAGCCAGCGGGCUUCGCCCACGAUGAAGAUGACUUGGCUAGUGCUCCAACACCUCUACCCCAGCACCGCGAAAUGCUACCGGUAGAUGCACCAUCCCAGGAGCGAACGCGUCUGAUUGUCUUCGGGGUGGCCAAGAUCCAUAAAACUCGUUUGCUAGCUACGCUUUCCGGUCUUAAGCUUGAGUCGGAGAUAACAACCCUCAAUAGCACAGCCACAUGGAGAAAAAAGGCUCGUCCUGUCUCCUUGGAGUGCUCUCUUACUGGUCAAGUGGGGCGAGCGAUGAUUGUGCUGCUUGAAGGUGUUGCUCCCAGUCAACAAACCGUGGUCAAAGUAACCGUGGGCAAAAGCCAGACUCUGUAUUCGAGCCUUUCGAAGAGGGGAAAGGAUAAGAACAGUGGUCUGCUAUCGAUUGGGGCUGUUAACAUAGACAUACCACAACAUCCAGUGGCUUUGCAUGGAAUGAUGACUCGAAGCUCUAAGCAAUUAUCGUCAACUCUACAAGAGCUGCGAGUAAAGCGUAAUUCCGGUCGGUCCACUAUCCGUUCGCAUACAGCCGAGGAGCCAGAGUCUCCGUUCCAUGCUCGCAACUCUGGAGGAGCCAGCAGUGGAACAGGAGUAGCCAGCGAAAUGCGGGAGCGUACUGUUUCCGGUGGAACAGGAGCCCAACAGCAACCGCAGCAGGCGGCUCGUCGUGCAGCCCAAAUGGCGCAAUCGAAAACGGGGACGGCACAGCACCAGAACGGAUUGCUCCAGCCUCUAGUGAUGCAAUUCAAUGUACUGCUGCAGAGUUUGUCUAUAAAUGCAGCUCUACUUCCUUCGCUACAGGCUCAAUAUCGAAUGAAUCACGUUAGCUCAAUGGGUGUGACCGGCCAAAGGGCAAAGUUUGUCAUCGAUCUGCCCACGCACACUCUCAGCUUCAAUACCAAAAUUCAGAAUGAGAUGAACCUGCCAUCGGAGGCAUGCAUUGGCCUGCCACCUAUUCACGUUCUGGCGGAAUAUAUUCCAGAUCAUCGACAGGAUCACACUGAAAAUGUCGAGGGCAUUGUCUUGCGGCAAGGUGGCUACGUGAAUGCCAGUGCUGAAAUAGGAGAAUUCGAGCGAUGCCUAACCACAGAUCUCCUGAACCACCUGGUCUUUGUGCAGAAGGUAUUUAUGCGUGAAAUAAACGAAGUGCUGCAGAAGGUUUACGGAGGCGAGAAACCCGUGCCUUUGUGGACGGAGGAGAGUGGUGAUAAUUCCGGGACAGUGCAGGAAUCUUCGCUCAAGCGUAUCCUUUUUUCCAUAAACAUUUCGAUGAAACGCAUACAAUUGACGGCUACCACGCCUUGCUCCUCGGCGGUUCGCUUUGAAACCGGAAUUUUGGAGCUGCAGCUGUCAAAUCGUGUGAAAAACCUCGGGGAUAUGAGCAACCGCAAGCUCUUUUUCAAGGCCCACAUCGAUUUUAAUUUAUCCCUGGGUCAGAUUAUCCGUAACGUAAUCUUCGACGAGGCUGAGCCGGAAUUCCAGCAGUACGCUUUCUUCCACACUACCAUUAAUUUGAGAAAUGCCUUCCAAGAUGAGCUCCUCAACGAGGACAAGGAGUUGAUACUGCUCACUCUCAAGAGACCUCUGGUCUAUGUACAGCCAAUUGCCGUGGACAAGGCCAUUCUCGUGUGGCUCAAUUACAAGAAUGCCUACGAGUAUUGGGCGGAAAAGCGGGCCAAUCUGUGUCAUGAACACGCCCAGCACAGCCAGUUCGCUCAAUAUUCGGGGCAGCAUCAGAACCAGAAUCUGCAGAAUCCCCAGGUGUUCGAUCGAGUGGCUUUUGGCCAGAUAGCCAGCUCUAAUUUAUCCACGCUCUUCCUUCAACUCACUGUGGAGGACAUGGGAAUUUGCUUGCCACUCAAACAGGUCAACACCACGACGUUUGGCUCCCGUUCAUAUCAAGAUUUUGAUGCCAAGGGCGCUGUUGUGAUAACAUUAGAGAACACGAUAAUUUCGGCCUGCAAUUCGGGUGCUUUGGUCUCGAAGGGGAAGUUUCAGGGCCUGUGUCUUCGGUUUGCCGAUGACUUUGAAACCAACUUGGAUGACUGGAAACCGAAUAGUGCAGAGCCCAUCAUGAAUGUAUGCGUUGUGUCUGAAGGAACCUUCGAAGUUUGUUCUCGCACAACAGCAGCCAAGAAAGGUGAGAACGCCAAAUGGCUGCUGAAUGUUAAAUGGCAAAUGGAGGGUGUGGAUAUUCAUUUAGAUGUGAAUAUUGGCAAGCAGCUGAGUUCCCUUGGUCACACUUUAACCAUGCUUACGGGUUUCGAGGAGGAUGAGACGCAAAUGGAAUCACCCGAUAGCGAUGAAGGCGAUCAAAGCUGCAGAGAUACUUUUGUGCGAAAAAGAGGAGACUUUGACAACUUGCCUUCUUUUGUUUUCGAUCCAACAAUUGAUUCUAAGAAGCGUUCAUUUAUGAUGGAGAAGGAAAUGGCCGAACAGUUAAAGAUUAUCAAUGAUCUGCGUACUUUGGGAGCAUCCCAUAAUACGGUGGCUCAUGAGGAGCGACGAUUGCAAGAGCUCCAAGCCAUCUGCUACAAGUAUUUCCGCAGAGAUAUGAUCCAAAAAUGGAAGAGACCUUCGCUAAGAAGAUCUCUGAAGAACUAUGGCCGCUCACAUUCAUACAUUGGAGCUGGGUCUUCAGUAGCUGGUGUAUGUGUUCCCCAGACCUUGGACAACGGGAGUUAUGCGGGCAGGAGACUGGAUACUAUUGCCUCCAAUGAUGAGAUAUCUAGCUUGCAGAGCACCCCUGCCUCUUGCCACUCUCGCAGUGCUUCCUUAAAACAUACUGGAGGAGGAGGGGUAGUCGGAGGAGGAAUCAACGCUCUUGGAAGAGUGACCUUCACGGAGGCUAUGCGUCAGACUUCAUUACCCAAUGCCGACACGGAUACGGAGACGGCCGACAAUGAGCUUGAUUGGAGAGGUGACAUUACGCCCAGCGAAAUAGAUGUUGAUGGCACCUCCGUCGAAAUGCGACGUAAGCAUGGCCAUAGUCAGAAGCAACCGGAACCCAACAUCGAUUUUGAACUUGACAUAAAGGUACUGGUGAAUUCUGGAAAGUGCGUGUUGCAUACAAAAGAUACCGGAGAUGAACGAGCCCAAGGCUACACUGGUGGAUCGGGAACAGCUUCAAGCGGAGUACCUGCCUCGAGUGUAAAAUCCCACAAGCGGGAAAGAAGCAUUGGUAACGAUUGGGGUAGUCCGACGCCCUCGAGGAGGCAAAGGGAUAAGAGCAAGCUACGUUAUAACGCCAACGCCUUGCUUGCGGAUCUCACUAUCUUCCAUAUCCCAGGUCUGGAUGUUAAACUUCACUACCAAUCGAAAACAUUGGCGGAGCAAAUAACUGGAGACCAGCUGCCACAUGGUCGCAGAAUGGGUAGCAAGCGUGCUACUUUGUGCGCCUGGAUGACUCUACAAAGUAUCCCAGAAGAAACUAUCAUAUCACCACAUAUUUUGGAAUUUCUAGAGCAGACUCUGGAACCCAUUCCCGCUCGACAAUCCAGUAGUGUCCCGCCGACUCCCUCCCAUAAUACAGCCGUUAAUCUGGACAUACUGCCUGCCAACUAUGUGACUUAUGCUUCAUUUCCAGUAGAUGUUAUAGUUUACUUCCACAUGCAACCGUCUACCUUCAGAUUUAGUUGUCUGCCAGUUUCUAGAGUGGAAUGCAUGCUCCAGUUGCCCAGUUUGGACAUUGUAUUCAGUUCGAAGAGAAGCAGCGACGAGGAGAACUCAGCACAGCCAGGAGUUCAUGCCCAUCCGGAGCAGCAACUACCCACGGGUGGACUGAGUGUCACCGGUUGCCUGGCCGACUUUAAUGUGUUCAUCUUCCAUCCGUAUGGUGGCAAAAAGACUUCCAAAGAGACACAGUUUUCACCAUUAAGUGAUAGUGAAAGAAAGGAUUCGUUAAGCAUCAACGUUGAGUUUGUCAAGUUCCACAUUACUCGCUGCAGAAAGGUGUACAUCGAACCAUUGCCCAGUUCUAAGAGAUCUCUGGACCAAUCGCGAGCCGUGAUACGGUUCUCUACCAUCGUGGAUAUUGGUAGCGCCAGUUUUAAGUAUGAUAUGAGGAGGUUAACUGAAAUCUUAGCUUUUCCCAAGGCUUGGUAUCGCAGGAGGAUAGUAAGAAGGCUCUUCCUGGGCGAUCUUAGUGUGCAACAGCAACAACAGCAGCAGGGCAAUGGAGCAGAAACCCCCACUGGCUGCCCACCUGCUACACCAACUCCCAGUGAAGACGCUGCCAGGGCGAAGGAGAAAAUGCGUCUAGAUUUUGAUCCUCAGCCGUCGCAACAGCAGCAACUGGGACACUUUGGAGCUGUAAGACAACUGAAGAGCCUAGGCAAGUCUUCUAGCGCAGAUUCGUCAGGAACUCCACCUUCCGAAAAGAACCAAAUCACUGCCUGGGAAACUCUAGUUAUAUUUGCAGUUAAUUUCACCAAACUAAAUGUUCAAAUGAACAUUGGCAAUGUGUGCGGUAAUGUUGUGUGGCUCACCAAAGAUUUUCAAUCGGAUGGUCGUCUCUCCAUCGGGAGCACAGGCUACAAAAACAUGUAUGCCGGGAUCUAUCUAGGAGGAUCAGCCCUAGAUGCCAAGGGUGGUAUCGUAGGUGGCAGUUUCGAGGUUAAUAAGAUUAACAAACGUUUCCACAUCAAGGAGGAGGCAGGGGUGGACCCAUACCACACCUUGGGUUUGAGUUUUAUGGCCCUGGAACUAAGGCUAGACUACAUGGGAACUUCAGUGUUGAUGACCAGAAUAAGUAGCUUCUCUGCCGCCAUGAAGGAUGAGUGGCGAACUGCAUCACAGGCGGCAGCAGCUCCGACACAUGGCAAAGAUCAACCCAGAGCUCUGAUAUUUAUCCAUGGCGAUCUUAGCUGGGACCAACUCCAGAUAAUGAUUAGCAAGUCGACAACAGCAGAUCUACUGAAGAUGUACUUUAAGCUAGAGGAGUUCUUCACGCAGCAGUUUAAAUCCUCCAAGAGAGUGUUCUCCAGUUUGGAGCCACGCUUGCAAGAUCGAACUGCUAGCAUCAAGAGGCGGCAGCAGCUCAAGAAGAAGCCUGCAAACGGAGAGCUUGUUGCUCCUGUUCAAAUUCAGGGUUUGAUUGGCGAAAAUACAGAUGCACGUCAUCAUCGUCACUGGCAGAAGCCAUUGGCGCAGGCCGUGGGUCUCGUAGUGCCUUCACUUGUCACCCGUUUGCCACGUCACGGCAAUGUUUUAGGUGGUACCGUCGAGCUUCGAGGGCAGAACAUUUCGUUAGCCUGCUUCCACGGCAUUAACUUUAAGUCAAAGUCGUGGGCUCUGUUCAGUCUGAGAUCCCCAUCUAUUAACUUUGCCACGGAGGCUCGGCAGAGCGAGGACGAAGUUCUGGUCACCCAGACACUCACCUCUUCCUUGGGACAGUCGACAGAGGUGCAACAGCAACAAAACCACUCUAUGGCGAUCGUAAGUCGCAUCACCAGGAACAUCAUUUUCCCACCUCAGUUCAAGACGCUUAAUGAGUGGUUCCACUACGCUUUUGCCAACAGCGAGAUUGAUGCUGUGGACCGCUUUCCUAUGCUGGAAUGCGAACGGGAGAUUGCCUCCAAUUCUAUAGAGCGAACAAGGGCCUCCGGCAGCAGCAGCGCGGCAAAGGCGCAGGAGCACAACCACAAUCGGGAGGUCAUCUUUGCUCUGCCCAGCCUGCAACUGCAUUUCAAGACUGAGCACAAACAGGGACCAACCACACCAGAGCCAAGUGAAAAUAAGCCAGAAGUUUUGUGCAGCUUCAUCACCGAGUUCGACGACCACAUCUUUGUGACAGUCGAUGCGGAUGCUUUCUUCUUCCUUCACGAUCUCAUCACCUCCUAUGUGACUGAAAAAGAGAAGGUGAUUGGAGCUCAAUCGGCAAGGGCAGCCUCGCCGAAUCUCUCGCAGAAGGCCAAUCUGAAGCCAUAUCUGACCGACGAGAUACUAAAGGAAAAGAAAGCCGCAUCCAGCACGAACCUGACUGCCCAGGGAAAGCAGAUGAACAGUCUGGAUCCGCUGCAAGGCAGCCACAUAAGCCUAUCGAACGCUACUGCCAAUAUGUCGGGAGCAGCGUCGACGAACACGACGACCGCCACAUCAACAUCCACAACCUUAUCGCCUGAAGCGGCAGCUGGUGGACCAUCGACAAGCGCCUCAAACGAUGAUGGCAAGCAGCCGCAACAGGGGGGCUCCAUGCCAACCUUUGAUCUCGAAUCGUUUGUGCGCGACUGGAGGCACUUUGAGUGUCAAACGUGGCAUUUGGAGCCUACAGUACGCCUUCUCUCCUGGGCGGGCAAGUCUAUUGAGCCCUAUGGCGUUGAUUACAUCCUAAAUAAACUGGGCUUCAGCCACGCUCGUACAACAAUACCCAAGUGGCUGCAACGCGGAUUUAUGGAUCCGCUGGACAAGGUGCAGGCCCUGAUGAUGCUGCAACUACUGCUGAUGGUUCGCGAAAACAAAGUGGAGCGAGAUGUUGGAGCUAGUGUCGGUGGCAAGCAACAACAGCAGAACCAUCGACCACCAACGAAUUAGCCAUGGCAGAAACUCAUCUAUGACAACUGACAAUUACCCAAAGUCCUUCGAUUUAGUUUAAGUAGUGGUGUAUAGAUUUUUCACCCGUGUAAAGUUUUUUUUAUUUAUUACCCUGGUUGACCUAGCAUGCUUUAAAUUGAAACUCGCGGUAUUAUUUGGCCAAUAAGGCAGCUUCUUAUAUAAUGUAAAUGGUUUGCUCUCGUUCCCCUACUUUUUAAGCGUAACUGUAUAUUUUUUUAUAGAUGUAAAGUCAAGUGCUUCGUGUAAUUUGCUCAAUUUUGGCGCUUUGUAACUAUCAUUACAUGGUUUUGUUAUUCUAGAAUUUACUAUGCAACAAUGAGCAGAGCAAUUGUGUUUAAACUAUAAGUAGCUCUAAUUGAAUAUACAUAAUUAUAUACAAUAAAAAAAACGUGUAAGUCUAUCAAUAAGUAAAGUGAAUAAACUUUCGAAAAUGCGUAUUAAAAAAUUAAAUCUACCAAAACUGAA
This is a messenger RNA of Drosophila eugracilis, 16154 nucleotides long. RefSeq names its product transmembrane protein KIAA1109 homolog (gene tweek). The record is from RefSeq and is a predicted model, not a curated record. Gene Ontology annotation, biological process: synaptic vesicle endocytosis. Lineage: Eukaryota; Metazoa; Arthropoda; Insecta; Diptera; Drosophilidae.